Biomphalaria glabrata is the source of this 1951-nucleotide messenger RNA. RefSeq names its product proteoglycan 4-like. The transcript is spliced from 6 exons. NCBI's taxonomy places the organism in Eukaryota, Metazoa, Mollusca, Gastropoda, Planorbidae. The record is from RefSeq and is a predicted model, not a curated record. Gene Ontology annotation, molecular function: ubiquitin protein ligase activity. Gene Ontology annotation, biological process: protein polyubiquitination. The coding region runs from base 215 to 1864 and encodes 549 amino acids.
UCCCGCUUCCGAGUGUUGGGUGGUAUAUAACCCCUGCCUUGGUCAACUGUCCAGCUGUUGGACUCGUCUCGACAUCAACUCUGUUGACUUCGUGUCUUCACAUCAUCGGACUACUCUCAAUUCAUUCCAUUCGGACUCGGACUUGUGUUUUUUUCUCAUUGUUUUGUGUUAGUGCUGUGAGUUGUCAACUCAACCCUAGAGUUAAUUCCUGACGAUGCCUGGCUCCAGCAGAAAUAUUCACAGAUCUCUCCGUAGAACCAGAAAUGGCUCCGUCCGUCACAGGCUUCCAUAUUCUCGGGCAUUCAGGGUUGCAUUAAGUCUAGGAUCAGGGCAGAUCUUCACCCGGAAUGCCCGUCUGCGAUAUUCCCAGACCUAUGAUCAGCGUCAGCCCCUUACUUCUGGUCAUGUCGACAACCAGACUACUAACCAUCCCCAGUCUUCCAGUCAGCCCCACCCCCAGUCUUCCAGUCAGCCCCACCCCCAGUCUUCCAGACAGCCCCACCCACAGUCUUCCAGUUAUCCCUACCCCCAGUCUUCCAGUCAGCCCCACCCCCAGUCUUCCAGUGAGCCCCACCCACAGUCUUCCAGUCAUCCCUACCCACAGUCUUCCAGUCAUCCCCACCCACAGUCUUCCAGUCAUCCCCACCCCCAGUCUUCCAGUCAGACCCACCCCCAGUCUUCCAGUCAGCCCCACCCACAGUCUUCCAGUCAUUCCUACCCCCAGUCUUCCAGUCAGCCCCACCCACAGUCUUCCAGUCAUCCCCACCCCCAGUCUUCCAGUCAUCCCCACCCCCAGUCUUCCAGUCAGCCCCACCCACAGUCUUCAAGUCAUCCCCACCCCCUGUUUUCCAGUCAGCCCCACCCCCUGUUUUCCAGUCAGCCCCACCCCCUGUUUUCCAAUUAUCCCCACCCCCGGUUUUCCAGUCAUCCCCACCACCAAUCUUCCAAUCAGCCUCACCCCCAGACUUUAAAUCAGCUCCAUCCUCAGACGUCCAGGCGGCGACGACUCCGGUCCUCUAAUCAGCAACGUCCCCAGACGUUUAUUCAGCGACGAAUCCGGUUCUCUGGUCAGCAAGACCCCCAGACAUCUUUAGAAGCGUUCUCAAUAGUGCAUAAUAUGCAUCGCACUGGAGCGUUUCGGACCUACAGAACAACAGUAGAGGAAUCCGAAUCUUACUCUGACACCUCUGUGGACAGCUCAGACUACAUCAGCUCAGAUGGCAGCUCAGAUAGCAGCUCAGACGACAGCUCAGAUGACAGCUCAGGUGACAGCUCAGAUGACAGCUCAGAUGACAGCUCAGGUGACAGCACGGACGACGACGUGGUGAUGGAGAUGACGGUGAAGAAGUCACAGAUCUGCCCACCGGUCUCAGCAAGGAAUGAGUCUUUCCAACCUGAACUUUGCGCCAAGGACGCUGUGGGUGAAUGCCACGACCCUGCCUGCCCUUUAUCACACUUCCAAGUUUGUGACUUUUGCAAAAAGCCAAAACUUCACCCAACAAACAAUAGCGAGAGGUCCCAGCAUUUAAAGGAUUGUCUGUUUGAGCAAAGCAAAGACAAAACGUGCGAAGUCUGUUUGGAGACUAUCUUACAACCUCAGUCGGAGAACAGAUUUGGGCUCCAGCAAAACUGCAAACAUUGUGUUUGCUUUGAUUGCUUAAGAAGAUGGAACCAAAACAAGAAAAUGGCCAAUCACAAAGCCUGUCCCACCUGCCGCACAGAUUCAGGCUGCAUCCUGAGUAGUAGGUAUUGGAUUGAGCCAGUCGAAGUCAAGGGCCCAGUCAUGCAGUACGUCAAGGAGUUAUUGGAGAAUACAGUCAAACCAAACUCUACUGUCUAUGAAAUCAUAGAAUUAAUUUGUUAAAUCCUCACAAAUUUGUAAUCAGUCAAUCAGGGCCAGCGAGAGAUAAAUGUUUAUUGCAUAUAUUUCAUUAAUAAUUCAAAUAAAAUA